Messenger RNA from Piliocolobus tephrosceles (Ugandan red Colobus), 3756 nucleotides. It is a transcript of the gene ATP8B1, whose product is annotated as ATPase phospholipid transporting 8B1. Bases 1 to 3756 code for a protein of 1251 amino acids. Gene Ontology annotation, molecular function: ATP hydrolysis activity; ATP binding; ATPase-coupled intramembrane lipid carrier activity. Lineage: Eukaryota; Metazoa; Chordata; Mammalia; Primates; Cercopithecidae. The transcript has 27 exons. Gene Ontology annotation, cellular component: trans-Golgi network; plasma membrane. The record is from RefSeq and is a predicted model, not a curated record. Gene Ontology annotation, biological process: phospholipid translocation; Golgi organization.
AUGAGUACAGAAAGAGACUCAGAAACGACAUUUGAUGAGGAUUCUCAGCCUAAUGACGAAGUGGUUCCCUACAGUGAUGAUGAAACAGAAGAUGAACUUGAUGACCAGGGGUCUACUGUUGAACCAGAACAAAACCGAGUCAACAGGGAAGCGGAGGAGAACCGGGAGCCAUUCAGAAAAGAAUGUGCAUGGCAAGUCAAAGCAAAUGAUCGCAAGUAUCACGAACAACCUCACUUUAUGAACACAAAGUUCUUUUGUAUUAAGGAGAGUAAAUAUGCGAAUAAUGCAAUUAAAACAUACAAGUACAACGCAUUUACCUUUAUACCAAUGAAUCUGUUUGAGCAAUUUAAGAGAGCAGCCAAUUUAUAUUUCCUGAUUCUUCUUAUCUUACAGGCAAUUCCUCAAAUCUCUACCCUGGCUUGGUACACCACACUAGUGCCCCUGCUUCUGGUGCUGGGGGUCACUGCAAUCAAAGACCUGGUGGAUGAUGUGGCUCGCCAUAAAAUGGAUAAGGAAAUCAACAACAGGACGUGUGAAGUCAUUAAGGAUGGCAGGUUCAAAGUUGCCAAAUGGAAAGACAUUCAAGUUGGAGACGUCAUUCGUCUGAAAAAAAAUGAUUUUGUUCCAGCUGACAUUCUCCUGCUGUCUAGCUCUGAGCCGAACAGCCUCUGCUAUGUGGAAACAGCAGAACUGGAUGGAGAAACCAAUUUAAAAUUUAAGAUGUCACUUGAAAUCACAGACCAGUACCUCCAAAGAGAAGAUACAUUGGCAACAUUUGAUGGUUUUAUUGAAUGUGAAGAACCCAAUAACCGACUAGAUAAGUUUACGGGAACACUAUUUUGGAGAAACUCAAGUUUUCCUUUGGAUGCUGAUAAAAUUUUGUUACGUGGCUGUGUAAUUAGGAACACCGAUUUCUGCCAUGGCUUAGUCAUUUUUGCAGGUGCUGACACUAAAAUAAUGAAGAAUAGUGGGAAAGCCAGAUUUAAAAGAACUAAAAUUGAUUACUUGAUGAACUACAUGGUUUACACGAUCUUUGUUGUUCUUCUGCUGCUUUCUGCUGGUCUUGCCAUCGGCCAUGCUUAUUGGGAAGCACAGGUGGGCAAUUACUCUUGGUAUCUCUAUGAUGGAGAAGAUGAUACACCCUCCUACCGUGGAUUCCUCAAUUUCUGGGGCUAUAUCAUUGUUCUCAAUACCAUGGUACCCAUCUCUCUCUAUGUCAGCGUGGAAGUGAUUCGUCUUGGACAGAGUCACUUCAUCAACUGGGACCUGCAAAUGUACUAUGCUGAGAAGGACACACCUGCAAAAGCUAGAACCACCACACUCAAUGAACAGCUGGGGCAGAUCCAUUAUAUCUUCUCUGAUAAGACGGGGACACUCACACAAAAUAUCAUGACCUUUAAAAAGUGCUGUAUCAACGGGCAGAUAUACGGGGACCAUCGGGAUGCCUCUCAACACAACCAUAACAAAAUAGAGCAAGUUGAUUUUAGCUGGAACACAUAUGCUGAUGGGAAGCUUGCAUUUUAUGACCACUAUCUUAUUGAGCAAAUCCAGUCGGGGAAAGAGCCAGAAGUACGACAGUUCUUCUUCUUGCUCGCAGUUUGCCACACGGUUAUGGUGGAUAGGACGGAUGGUCAGCUCAACUACCAGGCAGCCUCACCCGAUGAAGGUGCCCUGGUAAAUGCUGCCAGGAACUUCGGCUUUGCCUUCCUCGCCAGGACCCAGAACACCAUCACCAUCAGUGAGCUGGGCACUGAAAGGACUUAUAAUGUUCUUGCCAUUCUGGAUUUCAACAGUGACCGGAAGCGAAUGUCUAUCAUUGUAAGAACCCCAGAAGGCAAUAUCAAGCUUUACUGUAAAGGUGCUGACACUGUUAUUUAUGAACGGUUACAUCGAAUGAAUCCUACUAAGCAAGAAACACAGGAUGCCCUGGAUAUCUUUGCAAAUGAAACUCUUAGAACCCUAUGCCUUUGCUACAAGGAAAUUGAAGAAAAAGAAUUUGCAGAAUGGAAUAAAAAGUUUAUGGCUGCCAGUGUGGCCUCCACCAACCGGGACGAAGCUCUGGAUAAAGUAUAUGAGGAGAUUGAAAAAGAUUUAAUUCUCCUGGGAGCUACAGCUAUUGAAGACAAGCUACAGGAUGGAGUUCCAGAAACCAUUUCAAAACUUGCAAAAGCUGACAUUAAGAUCUGGGUGCUUACUGGAGACAAAAAGGAAACUGCUGAAAAUAUAGGAUUUGCUUGUGAACUUCUGACUGAAGACACCACCAUCUGCUAUGGGGAAGAUAUUAAUUCUCUUCUUCAUGCAAGGAUGGAAAACCAGAGGAAUAGAGGCGGAGUCUAUGCAAAGUUUGCACCUCCUGUGCAGGAACCUUUUUUUCCACCCGGUGGAAACCGUGCGUUAAUCAUCACUGGUUCUUGGUUGAAUGAAAUUCUUCUCGAGAAAAAGACCAAGAGAAGUAAGAUUCUGAAGCUGAAGUUCCCAAGAACAGAAGAAGAAAGACGGAUGCGGACCCAAAGUAAAAGGAGGCUAGAAGCUAAGAAAGAGCAGCGGCAGAAAAACUUUGUGGACCUGGCCUGCGAGUGCAGCGCAGUCAUCUGCUGCCGCGUCACCCCCAAGCAGAAGGCCAUGGUGGUGGACCUGGUGAAGAGGUACAAGAAAGCCAUCACGCUGGCCAUCGGAGACGGGGCCAAUGAUGUGAACAUGAUUAAAACUGCCCACAUUGGCGUUGGAAUAAGUGGACAAGAAGGAAUGCAAGCUGUCAUGUCGAGUGACUAUUCCUUUGCUCAGUUCCGCUAUCUGCAGAGGCUACUGCUGGUGCACGGCCGGUGGUCUUACAUAAGGAUGUGCAAGUUCCUACGAUACUUCUUUUACAAAAACUUUGCCUUUACUUUGGUUCAUUUCUGGUACUCCUUCUUCAAUGGCUACUCUGCACAGACUGCAUACGAGGACUGGUUCAUCACUCUCUACAACGUGCUAUACUCCAGCCUGCCCGUGCUCCUCAUGGGACUGCUUGACCAGGAUGUGAGUGACAAACUGAGCCUCCGAUUCCCUGGGUUAUACAUAGUGGGACAAAGAGACUUACUAUUCAACUAUAAGAGAUUCUUCGUAAGCUUGUUGCAUGGGGUCCUAACAUCGAUGAUCCUCUUCUUCAUACCUCUUGGAGCUUAUCUGCAAACCGUAGGGCAGGAUGGAGAGGCACCUUCUGACUACCAGUCUUUUGCUGUCACCAUUGCCUCUGCUCUUGUAAUAACAGUCAAUUUCCAGAUUGGCUUGGAUACUUCUUAUUGGACUUUUGUGAAUGCUUUUUCAAUUUUUGGAAGCAUUGCACUUUAUUUUGGCAUCAUGUUUGACAUUCAUAGUGCUGGAAUACAUGUUCUCUUUCCAUCUACAUUUCAAUUUACAGGCACAGCUUCAAACGCUCUGAGACAGCCAUACAUUUGGUUAACUAUAAUCCUGACUGUUGCCGUGUGCUUACUGCCCGUCGUUGCCAUCCGAUUCCUGUCAAUGACCAUUUGGCCAUCAGAAAGUGAUAAGAUCCAGAAGCAUCGCAAGCGGUUGAAGGCGGAGGAGCAGUGGCAGCGGCGGCAGCAGGUGUUCCGCCGGGGCGUGUCAUCGCGGCGCUCGGCCUACGCCUUCUCGCACCAGCGGGGCUACGCGGACCUCAUCUCCUCUGGGCGCAGCAUCCGCAAGAAGCGCUCGCCGCUUGAUGCCAUCGUGGCCGAUGGCACCGCGGAGUACAGGCGCACCGGGGACAGCUGA